Messenger RNA from Zingiber officinale, 2274 nucleotides. RefSeq lists its product as uncharacterized. The record is from RefSeq and is a predicted model, not a curated record. The transcript is spliced from 4 exons. The coding region runs from base 1 to 2274 and encodes 757 amino acids. NCBI's taxonomy places the organism in Eukaryota, Viridiplantae, Streptophyta, Magnoliopsida, Zingiberales, Zingiberaceae. Gene Ontology annotation, molecular function: DNA binding; protein dimerization activity.
AUGGAUGGUAGUAGUGGUACUGGUAGCAAUGCAAAUUCAUCUGCCGGACCAUUUACUAGUGAAGAAUCUGCAAGCCAAAGUCAUAGACAGAAAGCGGAUAUAUCAUGGGCUCAUGUUUCUGAAGGUGUAAAUGCACAAGGAAGAAAAACUAUGACAUGCAUUUAUUGUCACAAGACAUUUGCGGGUGGGGGCAUAUUUAGGAUGAAGCAACACUUAGCGGGAGCAAGGGGUAGCAUUGUUUCCUGUAAAAAGGUUCCACCAGAAGUUAGGCAUGCUAUUUCAGUAACUUUGAAAGAUAUUUUUGAGAAGAAAAAAGAAAAAAAAGGAGAAUUUGGGGUAGAAAAUCCAUUUGGUCGAUCUGUAGAUGAAUUUGAUGGCGAUGAAGUCCAAGAAAUUCCCAUUAUUCACACUAAAGGAAUUACAAUCAAUGAGGUAAGUGCACCAUCCGAUAAAGGAAAGCGAAAAGCCACUACACUAGGCCUAGGUAUACAUAAUUUCUUUAAAGGUGGGCAUGAUAAUUCACAACCCACUAUCAAGGCUAUUUUGCAAAGUAAAGAAAAAUGGCACAACUGUGAUAUGGCUAUUGCCCGUUGGUUUUAUGAUGCUUGCAUACCUAUAAAUGCUGUUAACUCUCCAUUUUUUCAAAAAGCUAUUGAUCAAAUAGCAUCAAUGGGUCAUGGGUAUAAAGCUCCAUCUUAUUAUGAUCUGCGAGUGCCUUUGUUGCGAGAAGCUAAGAAAGAUUUGACUUUACUUAUUGAUUCAUUUCGAAGUAUUUGGACUGAAACUGGUUGCACUAUAAUGGGUGAUGGGUGGAAAGAUAGUAGACAAAGACCAUUGAUUAAUUUUUUAGUUUACUGUCCUAAAGGUAUAUCUUUCAUAAAAUCUGUUGAUGCAUCUGAUGUUGAGACAAAUGCACAAAAUUUGUGUAAUUUAUUUGCUGAAAUUGUUGAAAUCGUUGGUCCAAGAAAUGUGGUGCAUAUGGUUACUGAUAAUGCUAGCAAUUAUAAGGCUGCUAGAACUCUACUAAGUGAAAAAUACCCAACCAUUUGUUGGUCUCCAUGUGCUGCACGUUGCAUCAAUUUAAUUUUAAAGGAUAUUGGUCAAAUGAAUGAUGUGAAAGCCAUAGUAUCACUUGCUUCAACUGUGACUGUAUUUGUGUAUAACCACAAGUACACUUUAAAUUGGUUGAGAAAGACAAAAGGGUGGAAGGAGAUUAUUCGUCCAGGAGAAACUAGAUUUGCAACUACUUUUAUUGCAUUAAAAAGUUUGCAUGAUCACAAAGAUAGUUUGCAAGCUCUAGUCACCAGUGGAGAUUACAAAAAGUUCUUGAAAAUAGACAAAGGAAAAGAGGUCAAGCAAAUUGUUUUGGAUGAAAAGUUUUGGAAUAAUUGUUUGAUUACAGUGAGGAUUAUGGGCCCACUUAUUCGUCUUUUGCGUGUUUGUGACACUGAUGAAAGACCUUCUUUGGGUUAUGUCUAUGAGGGCAUGUAUAGAGCAAUUAAUGGCAUCAAGAAGCUCUUUAAAAACAAAGAGAGAUUCUACAAGCCUUAUACUGACAUAAUCAAUGAAAGAUGGGAUAGAAUGUUGAGAAAGAAUCUUCAUGCUGCUGCCUAUUAUUUGAAUCCUGCUUUUCAAUAUGAUCCCACAUUUUCUACCCAUCCAGAGAUCACAAAUGGUUUGUUUGAUUACAUAGAAUCAAAGGUAGAUUGGUGUAGUUUGGAUGCAUUAACAUAUGAGAUUGGUAUGUUUCGAGAUCGCCAAGGGAGUUUUGGGCGAAAAUCUGCUAUUCUUAGCAGCCAAAAAAAUCGUCCAGAGAGUUGGUGGAAGCUCUUUGGUUGUGAUGCUCAAAAUUUACAAAAGCUUGCAAUUAGGAUUUUGGGUCAAACAGCUUCUUCUUCCGGAUGUGAACGAAAUUGGAGUGUUUUUGAGCGUAUUCAUACAAAAAGAAGGAAUAGAUUGGAGCAUCAGAGACUUAAUGAUCUUGUAUAUGUGCAUUAUAAUUUGCGAUUGCAAUAUCGGAGUGAACAACCAAAGAGAAGUUAUGAUCCCGUUGAUUAUGAGUCCAUUGAUAAGACAGAUUUUUGGGUGGUGGAAGAAACGCCAAUAGGAGAGCUUGAUUAUGAUGAGUUGGAAGAGGGGCUUGAAGAACUUCCAAUACCUCUGGAAAGUUCGAAUUUUCAAGAAUUUGAAGCUGAUGGAGAUGAAGCUGAGCCCGAGGAUGUUAAUUUGGACUUAUUUCAACAUAGAAGUGUUCUUGUUGAUGAAUGGAUAUGA